AUGAAAGACCUAGCUUUAUUAAACAAUGAUCGCUUGUUAUGUACAUCUCAAAAACUCCCAUUAGAUAGUUUUGAACAUAUAGCUCCAUGGAUUGGUGUAAAUGAAAGCCAGUUAAGAACUGAAUAUAUGCAACUGAAAAAUAAUAUAAAUCAACUAAUGAAUGGAAUAAAACCAUCUUCAGAACUAGAUGCAUUAAAUUCAAAUAUGGGUAUUGACAACAAUCAUGGGAUUUCAAGUUCUACUGAGGAGGAGAUUUCAGAUAAUGAAACAAUAAUUGAAAAAGAUAAUGCCUCACAACUAAAAUAUCAGUAA
Molecule: messenger RNA, 312 nt
Organism: Macrosiphum euphorbiae (potato aphid)
Lineage: Eukaryota; Metazoa; Arthropoda; Insecta; Hemiptera; Aphididae
Source: the annotation of a GenBank genome assembly